Selaginella moellendorffii is the source of this 2662-nucleotide messenger RNA. RefSeq names its product G-type lectin S-receptor-like serine/threonine-protein kinase At1g34300. The coding region runs from base 208 to 2652 and encodes 814 amino acids. The transcript has 4 exons. Gene Ontology annotation, molecular function: ATP binding; protein serine/threonine kinase activity. The record is from RefSeq and is a predicted model, not a curated record. Lineage: Eukaryota; Viridiplantae; Streptophyta; Lycopodiopsida; Selaginellales; Selaginellaceae. Gene Ontology annotation, biological process: protein phosphorylation; recognition of pollen.
UGGAGUUACGUUCCCGGAUUGAAUUGAUCAAAGCCCAAGUCAAUCGUUGUGAAAGUCAUCUACUUUCACCUUGACUUUGCUAAGGAUACUACUAUUAUAAGUAGUUCUUGUGAGCAAAACUCAGAAGGAUAUGAGAAAUCAUGGAGGAUAUCUUGUAGUUGACAUCGACCAAGUCAAAUUGAGAAAGAACAAGAAGUUUUUUUCCUGAUGGCAGCAAAACUAGUGACGCUAGUUCUACUGGUGCUCCUGGUGCUGAAUUGCGAGGGGAUUGGACUGGGAGACAAGCUUGGUGCGAGGCAGCCACCAUGGAUGUCACUUAACAACACUUUUGCAUUUGGAUUCCACACAAGCGAUGGGAUUGGUGAGCUCUUUACUCUUGCAAUCUGGCAUCAAAGCACAGGAACAGUAGUAUGGGAGGCCACUGAAGCGCUCAUCAAGAAUGGUAGCACUACCGAGAAACCGAAGAUCAAAGUAGGCAAAACUGGAGAGCUCGAGCUUAAAGAAACUGGACUCAUCGUUACAGACAAGUCCAUGACAGUAUGGCUUGUCCGCUGUGAGAAUUGUUCUAUCGCCACCGCGUCCUUGGAAGAAACUGGCAACUUUGUGCUGCUCGACCGUAGCUCGGACAGGAUUUGGCAAAGUUUUGACUUCCCAACAGAUACUCUCCUUCCUGGACAAGAACUUCGUGGAAAUACGAGUUUGGUCGCUGGAAAAUACCGGCUUAGCAUGAACAGACGGGGUAUUGAACUCUACUUCCAGGACUACUUGAAUCAUUCCUACUGGGGCAUCAUCAACAAGCAGCUCAACACCUCAGAGUCGACAAUGACUUCUACUCCGAAGUUCACUUUCAGCAUCGAUGGUCAUCUUGCCUUUUUCGAUGCCAACGGAAGCUCCUGGUACCGCUACAAGUUCGACAACGCUCAAAAGUACCCGAUAGAUCUCGGUGAUACGAGCGUGACCCGGAGGCUCACGCUGGAAAAAAAUGGAACGUUGAGGAGUUAUAGCUGUGGCAGCAGGGAAAAAAGGUGGAGAGUGGUAUGGCAGUCGGCAUUGCUCGAAUGUGAAGUUUUUGGGACGUGUGGAGCUUUUGGCUUGUGUGGAUACAAGCCGAGGAAGAGCUGCUCGUGUCCACCGGGAUUUUAUGCUGUGGAUUCCAGUGAAUCGGCCGGAUGCGUCCGCAAAUUUCCCCUCAGCUGUUCUUCCGGUAACGCUACUUCUUCUGCGAGCAAGAUGGUGGAAGUUCAGAGGGCCAUGUACGUUGGAAAUCUUUUGCAACAACUCUCCAAAGACCCGAUUUCCCUCGAGCAGUGCAAGGUCUCUUGUUUGAAGGAUUGCCGCUGCCUGGGUGCUACGUACAUGCUCGCGGGAACAAAACGUUGUAGUCUUCUUGGUGGUGAAGAUGGAAGACUCUUCAAUGGUGUCCAGGCAAUGGAGCGGGCCUCCAUCGCACUUCUCAAAGUUUCGGCACUGGAUCCAUUGACAACUUCUUUCUCCGAGGACGUGUUUGUGACGGUCCUGGAUGCUUAUACGCCGUCACUCCCCGAUUCUUUGAGAAACUGGAGUUACUUCUCUGACGCGGGUCACAGACUGGUCUUUGCCAUCGCAAUUGGAGAGCUCGCCAGUUUCUUGUGCAUCGCGUUGUCGGCGUGGUUCUGCUGGCGAAGAUCUCUUCGUGGAAUGUGGAAGAAAGCCGCCAAGGAUCACCGCGGCCCGACAUGGUUCUCGUACGAGCAGCUGGAAGUUGCCACAAACCAUUUUAGCUGCAAGCUCGGGGCCGGUGGAUUCGGAAGUGUUUACAAGGGUGUUCUUCCGGAUAUGACGGUGGUGGCAGUAAAAACUCUUGAAGGAGCUGCCAGCCACGGCGAGAAACAGUUUAAAGCCGAGGUCGCCACCCUUGGAAGGGUUCAUCACGUCAACUUAGUGAAACUUUUGGGCUACUGCGCUGAGGGAAGCCAUCGUUUACUCGUCUACGAGUUCCUGAGCAACGGAUCACUGGACCAAGAGUGUAUCGAUCUCUGGGGAACGAGGUACUCGAUUGCUCUUGGUGUUGCAAAGGGCAUCACGUACUUGCACGAGGAGUGCUACGAUUGCGUCCUCCACUGCGACAUCAAGCCGCAAAACGUUCUCCUCGACGAGAACUUCUGUCCAAAGGUGUCGGACUUUGGCCUGGCCAAGCUCAUUGACAAAGAACGGGCUCUCGAUGUGACCACCAUCCGAGGAACUCGAGGCUACAUGGCACCCGAGUGGGUCGGCGACCGUCCCAUCACCUCCAAAGUGGACGUCUACAGCUACGGCAUGGUGCUACUGGAGCUGCUCAGCGGCAACGACAAGUCGAGAAUCGGCCAGAACCGCUACUUUCCAGUGUGGGCUUUUCAAAAGUACGUGGCCGGAGAGCUCCACGCCAUCGCGGACCCGGGGCUUAAAAACUUGGAGUGGAACGAGUUCGAGCGGAUGAUCAAGGUGGCGUUUUGGUGCAUCCAGCUCGACGCCAGGUCCAGGCCGAGCAUGAGCCGGGUGGUGCAAAUGCUGGAGGAGCCCGACUUGGAGGUGGCUGUGCCGCCGUUUCCAACGCCAGCCUCGGAGGAAGUGGUGAGCGGGAAUAGUCCGAGCUUUCUUCCUCCACUGUCACAGUCGGUGAUCGAUCCAAGAUAGAAUUCAAGUA